CGUAAAUGGAAAUACUCCGGCGGUGGAGUAAACAAAUGUGAUUGCAAUUAUACACUUUGAGGUUUUUGCAUAAUAUCAAACAUUACAUUCGGAACAAAAUGGCAGACGCUGAUCCCGUAACAAUUGCAAAAAUAAAUUAUUAUUUGAGAGAGAAAUACUACAACCAUGUUGAAAGCACAGCCACAGAAGGCUUGCAGAAAUAUGGGAAUGAUCCUGUUCUCAAAUUCUUUGCAGCAUUUGCAAAGAUUCUGCAAGAUCAGACAGGGGAAGGGAUGAGAGAACUCGACAUGUUGAAAGAUAAAAGAGAUGUGAACCUUUGUUCAACUAUGGCGUUGAUGUUUGCUCACAAACGGAGUCAGACAGUUGAUCGGGAAUCAAUACAAGAAUUGGAUGCCAAACUUAAAGAAGAGAGAAAGCAGUCAGGAGAAAUGGGCUUGUACUAUGCAGGAUUGUUCCUGUUUCACACUGGCAAGUUUGACAAGGCCAGGGAGUACGUUGAUCGGAUGUUGAAGAUGGACCCUUCUGCCAGAGAGGGCCUGGUACUCAGGGGCUGGAUUGAGAUGUCUGGUGGCCGAGACCUGAAGAAGGCUAUUAGAUACUUUGAAGAUGCAAUGGAGAAACAUGGCAACAGAGAUAUUGAUGCCUUAUUUGGCAAGUCCAGGUUCUUGGAGCUUCGCCGCAACUUCAGCGGCGCCCUGGAAGUGGUCAACCAGGUGGUGGUGGGCUUCUCUGGUUUCCUUCCUGCACUUAUUGAGAAGAUGAAGCUGCAGCUAGCUCUCCAGGACUGGGACCAGACUAUCGAGACAGCGCAGAGAGCCCUGGGGGUGGACAUGCACUGUAUAGAAGCCAUGCGGUUCACUGGGCUUCAGUGGCUGUGUCGUGAUGGAAACGCAGCAGAGGCAGCCAGUGUGAUAGGUGACUUGAUCACCAACAUGGACAGAUUUGAACCCCGCAAUGCCUACCUGUACUGUAACAUGGCCCAGGUCUUUGCCAGACUGAGUGGACGAAAUGCCCUGGUUCUACAGCAGUGCUAUACUCUGACCGAGAGGGCCGUGAGCAUGGAGGGUAACAACUCAGAGUAUGUCAACGAACUAGGGUAUCAGUUGCUGCUGCAGGGCAAGGUGAAGGAAGCCAUGAAGUGUUACAGGAACGCCAUGAAGCUGGAUGAGACGAGUGUUGCUGCUCUCACAGGCAUUAUCCGGUGUCAGCUGAUAGAGAACCAGGUGGAGGAAGCCUCCCAACAGCUGGAGUUCCUCAAUGAGAUUCAACAGACGAUAGGACGAUCACCAGAAUUGGCUUACUUGAGUUCAGUUCUGGCUAGGAAGAAGAACAAGGGCCCAGAGAAAGUGAUGGAGCUUCUCAAUGAGUGUAUUGAGCUGCAUUUUUCAGCCCUCAAGGGCCGGCCGCUUGGUGUACAGUACUACCUUCUGCUCAACCCAGACUUCCUCCUCGAGGUCAUCAAGGACUACCUCCAGUAUGCCCCACAAACGCCUGUGGCUACGGGUCAGCCCAUCAAUCCAGUGCUGCGGAGGUGUCACCAAGUGCUAGACCCCCUCACUCGUGCAAUCCCAGGCCUCAUGGAGGCGGUGUAUCUCAUUGGCAAGGUCAAGUUCCUCGCAGGAGACAUAGAUGCAGCUCAGGCCACUCUUCAGCACUGCCUGGACCAGGAUGCCACCUUCUCUGACGCCCACAUCCUCAUGGCUCAGAUCCAUCUACACCAGAACAACUUCAAGCUGGCCAACCAGUCCCUGGAAGUGGGGCUCAGCUACAACUUUGAGGUUCGAGACCACCCAUUGUACAACCUGAUCAAGGCUCGCAUCCUCAAGAAGCAGGGUGACCAUGCAGAAGCUGUCAAGACGCUGCAGAUGGCCAUGAUUCUGCCUGGAGUCAAAACAACAGGCAAAAGUCAGUCAGCAAAGAAGGUCAAGGCUCAACAGAUCAGCGUGAAUGACAGAGUGUCUGUUUUCCUGGAGCUUGCUGAAGCUCACCGACUUCUAGGAGAACAGCAUGAAGCAGCCAAGGUGAUGCAGGACGCCAUUAAUGAGUUCCAAGGAACAGCAGAGGAAGUGAGGAUCGCGAUCGCUAAUGCUGACCUGUCCUUGGCACGUGGGGACAUAGAGCUGGCUCUGGGCAUGCUCAGAAACAUCACACCAGAUCAGCCAUACUUCGUGCAGGCCAGAGAGAAGAUGGCCGACAUCUAUCUGAACCACAGAAAGGACAAGCGUCUGUAUGCAAGCUGUUACAGGGAACUGGUGGACAAGUACCCAAGUCCACACACUUGCUUGUUGCUAGGAGACGCCUACAUGAGUAUACAGGAGCCUGAGAAAGCAAUAGAAGUGUAUGAGUCUGCCCUGAAGAAAAACCCUCGCGAUGCUGCCCUGGCUAGCAAGAUUGGUCAGGCCCUGGUCAAGACACACAACUAUGGCAAGGCAAUCAACUACUACGAGGCUGCUCUCAAAUCAGGUGGUCAGGCAUUCCUCAGAUACGACCUAGCAGAACUAUUGCUCAAACUUCGACAAUACGACAAAGCUGAGAAAGUCCUAACACAGGCACUGGAUAAUGAGGGACAAGAUCUGGACACGCUGAUCGAGCACACGAGGUACCUGGUCCUGCUGGCCAGGGUCUACCAGAAGAAUGACAGGAUGGACGAUGCUCUGGAGACUCUUAACAAAGGCAGGGACAUGCAAGCCAGGGUGUUGAAGAGAGUUCAGAUGGAACAGCCUGAUGCCUACUCAGCCCAGAAACAGCUAGCUGCAGAUAUCUGUUGCCAACUGGCCCAACACUCGGCCAAUCAGAGGGAUUACGAGAAAGCCAUCAAGUACUACAAAGAUGCUCUGGUCUACAACGAGAAUGAUGGCAAGGUAAGCCUUGACCUGGCUGGACUGUACCUGAUGACGGAGGACUUGGAUUCCUGCCAGCAUCAACUGAUGACGCUACUCAAGAAUGAUAAGGAAAACGAUGCAGCUACCAUUAUGUUGGCCGACCUGAUGUUCCGCAAGAAUGAGUAUGACUCAGCCAUGUUCCACUUUCAAAAUCUGCUACAGCUGAAACCUGAUAACUAUGAUGCUUUGGCUCGUCUGGUUGACUUGAUGCGGAGAGCAGGGAAGCUGGAUGAAGUCCCCAAGUUCCUGGAGCUGGCAGAGGUUGCAUCCUCCCGUGCUGGAAUGGAGGCUGGCUUCAGUUACUGCAAGGGGUUGUAUGAAUGGUAUACUGGCAACCCUACUACAGCACUGAAACUGUUCAACAAGGCAAGGAAAGACUCUGAUUGGGGAAACCAGGCUAUUUACAACAUGAUCGAGAUCUGCCUCAACCCUGACAGUGAUACUGUUGGUGGAGAGGUGUUUGAAUCUAUGGAUGGAGACUCAAGUGGUUCCGCCGACCGUGAGAACAGUGAACAAAUGGCAGUGAGGACAGCCGAGAAACUCUUGCGAGAAGUGAAGCCGAAGCCAGGUGACUUUCGCCCGAAAUUGCAGGUGAACAUGGCCCUUAUUGCAUCCAAACAGAAGUCCAAUGUAGAGAAAGCCCUGUCUGCGUUCAUGGAUAUUGCUUCAUAUGAGAGGGAUCAUGUCGGAGCUUUGUAUGGCAUGGCAGCAGCCUACAUGGUCCUGAAACAAACUCCCAGAGCUAGGAAUCAGCUCAAGAGAGUGGCGAAAAUAAACUGGAACAUGCAGGAUGCAAAUGAGCUGGAGAAGAGUUGGUUGUUGCUGGCAGACCUCUACAUUCAGUCAGGGAAAUAUGACAUGGCCACAGAUCUUCUGAAGCAUUGUUUACAGUACAAUAAGUCAUGUUGCAAGGCCUAUGAGUACUUGGGAUUUAUCAUGGAGAAAGAGCAGUCCUACAAAGAUGCAGCCCACAAUUACGAAAACGCCUGGAAGUAUGGCAACAAGAACAACCCGGUCAUUGGUUACAAGCUUGCAUUCAACUACAUGAAGGCCAAGAGAUUUGUGGACGCCAUUGAUAUCUGCCAUCAUGUUCUUUCUAGCCAUCCAAACUACCCUAAAAUUCGGAAAGACAUUCUUGAAAAGGCCAGGACAAGUCUACGUGUUUGAGAAACAUCCGGGAGCACUGCUUAUCACAUAUCACUUGAACAAGAUAUAUAUCAUAGAGAGGACAUAUCUCACACUGUCAUGUGUAUAUAAGGAAGCCAGGAGAAUUGGGAACACUAUGUUGCUGUGAUACUGAAGAGAUUCAAAGACUGAAAUGACAAUUCCUUUUACAAUAAAAAUAAUGAGAUAUUUUUAGGAUGAUGCUUUUACUGUUUCAGAGCACCAAGUGUUCACAGUUGUAACACUGAUCUCACCGACUGCCCCAUUCACUUGUUAAUGCUUCUAGCCAGAGGUGUAUGCAAAUCAUCUUCUUGCAAGAGGACCACUGAGAUAUCAAACUUUUUAUGGUUAAGACAGCUUCUGUAUUGUAAGUUCCAACAUUUCUGGGCUAGUUCUACGUCAAGGCGAAAGGAUACAUCAGUGCAUCAUGUGUUUUCAUGCAGGAUACUCUCAUUGAUACACUUACCAAAUUACUUACUACUCAUUUAAUGACACUCCACCUGAGCAAUGUUUUCAGUCCAAUAUUGCAGGAUGAACUGUACUACUACAAUAAGUAGUAUGUAGUAGGAUAUGUAGUUGCUGCACCAAAUGUGAUUCUAUAACCUUGGAACCUGCUCAGAAGUAUGUGUAGUCAAGAAUGUGAGUGAGUUUAGUUUUUAACAAAAUUCCAGCAAUAUCCCGGUUGGGGUCACAAGAAAUGGGCCUCACACAUUGUGCCCAUGCAAGGAACCAAACUCGGGUGUUCGGCACGAUGAGCAAACACCUUAACCACUAGACUACCCCACCGCCCAUGUAAUCAGAGGUUUCCACAUGAUCUGACAAGAAUGUUCAUAUCGCAGUACUCGUAUUGUAUCAUGACCGACGUAUCAUGAUAUAUAUCAUAUCUUGCACCUGUUGUGUCUUUUCACCCCUAGUUCUUGCCCAGAAUCAUUCAUCUUAUGAAAAGGCAGGAAACGGCCCAGAAACAUUACAAAUAUGUUAGUUUUCAUGUCUACAUGUUCUUCCGACUUCUAAAUCCUAGACUUGAGGAACAUGCUAAGAAAUGGUUAAGGUAUGGGAAGCAAUUGUACAAUUGUCUGUGGAGGCUGGAUUAGUUUGUUGUGCCUUUGAGUUAGGGCUGGUAUCGAUACAGACCCUAAACAGAUCAAUAAUCAUUAACUAAAUAUCGAUAAUGUGUGGUUGAGUGCACUUGAGCCUUUAUUUCAGAAACCAUUACAACCUUCAAACGUCCUUCACAAAAACCCGAGAGUUAUUCCCCUUUUCCGGCGGCAUGCUUACCUUGCAUACCGCUAAAGAAAGUCGAGUUAUCUCCCUUAGAUCACGUUUAACUAAACAUAUUUUAUACCUUAUUACCAUAUUUCACAAUAAAUAUCGGAGAAAAAACUUUGAGCGAAAAAUAUGCCAAAAUAUAUCUGAAAUAAAUGAAUAUGUUUCACACCAUUGGUGAACAGUGAAAUGUUUAUGCCUGGAUUACUACUAAAAACGCAUCCUGAAUACAAUUUAGAUUAAAAACCUAACUUGGUAUAUUGUGUGAGUAAAUUACAACUUUAUUCUCUCUCAAAAGUUUAUUUACGAUCGAUGACACUAUUUUCAUAUCAAUAUUCUUUAGUAAUUUUUCCUGUUGACGAUAUUUCCGAUUAUCGAUCUUAUUAGGCAUCCUUAGUUUGUCGGUAAAUCCAGCUUCAUGCCUGAUUUCUUACACACUUUUUUCAAGCUCACAUGAGGGUAAACUGAUGGUAGAGCAUCCACAGUCAUCAUUUCCUAAAGCCAUCAACUCACCACAGAGAUUGUCUUGACUACGAUAGGAUUUAUGGGCUGACCACUUUAUGUGCUAGAGAGAAGAAGGCAUUUAAAUAACAACAAAAGUUUGUCUCAGAAACCCUUUGAAAUAAUAAUUGCCUCACAAAAAUAUUUUUGUAGCAAAACAUGUUUCAUCUCACCAAUUAUAUUUUUAAAAUGUCUGAAAAAUGUAUGUUCCUCUCCCGCCUCUCCCUCUCCAACCCCACAAACCAGCACUUACCAUAUGGUUGGUGCUGCAGUCUUAGGUUUGCCUUAUUAUCGUAUAGUCCCUCAACUUGCUGGGAUGUUUUUGUUAUUUAUGAAAAGUUAUUGUUAUAUAAUGUCCGUCCAUUUUGUAAAAAGGGAACUUCAUAUAUGUAUAAUAAAUAAUUCAAAACUGA
Messenger RNA from Haliotis rubra (blacklip abalone), 6226 nucleotides. RefSeq names its product tetratricopeptide repeat protein 21B-like. The transcript is spliced from 37 exons. The coding region runs from base 99 to 4049 and encodes 1316 amino acids. Gene Ontology annotation, cellular component: intraciliary transport particle A. Lineage: Eukaryota; Metazoa; Mollusca; Gastropoda; Lepetellida; Haliotidae. The record is from RefSeq and is a predicted model, not a curated record. Gene Ontology annotation, molecular function: protein binding. Gene Ontology annotation, biological process: intraciliary retrograde transport; protein localization to cilium.